This is a messenger RNA of Rhododendron vialii, 2142 nucleotides long. RefSeq names its product cell division protein FtsZ homolog 2-1, chloroplastic-like. Gene Ontology annotation, molecular function: GTPase activity; GTP binding. The coding region runs from base 472 to 1860 and encodes 462 amino acids. The record is from RefSeq and is a predicted model, not a curated record. Gene Ontology annotation, cellular component: cytoplasm; chloroplast. Lineage: Eukaryota; Viridiplantae; Streptophyta; Magnoliopsida; Ericales; Ericaceae. The transcript is spliced from 8 exons. Gene Ontology annotation, biological process: chloroplast fission.
AAGGGACAAAUUUCAAUAUUCCAUGAAGCCAAGCCUCGCAAAAAGAAAGAAAAAGAACAGAACAUUUCGCCGUUUGGAGCCAUCCACAAUUCCGAUAAGGCAACACCUGUCCAAACAUUUCGCCAUUUGGAGCCUGACCCCUCUCUGUUCUUUUCCUUGGGAUUUUUCGCCUGUCACUGCCACUUUCCUUCGAGUCCAUUUCAAACAUCGUUGUACUUGUACUAGUAGUGUAUAUACUGUCACUUAAAAAACCCUUUUUCGCCCUCUUUUCAAUGGCCGACCUGCUUCCUCAGUUACUGCUUCCGAUAUGCUUGGAGGGCCUCCGAUACUGUCCCCUUUGAUUCUUCGGCUCCGCAGGCUCUGGCUUCUUGGGAAUGAUUGGUGACUAAACUGCAGAAAAAAGGGCAUUUUCGUUUCGUAAUUCUUUACUGUAUAGAAGUUUCGGGAAUUCAGCUUUGCCUUCUUGUUGAUAUGGCGACUUGCAUACACUCUUCCUUUUCACCUUCCGAUACACAAAAUCCAGUGCCAGUAUUUUCCAUUCCAAGAAGGAGAUUUGUAAACGAGAGCGGUAAGAAGAGCAGAGCUGCUUGCCAAAAGAAAAUUUCAGUUCUCUCAAGAAUUAAAUGUUCGACGAAUUCACACAGAGUUAGCCCGAUUAAUAGCAAAGACCCUUUUCUGAAUCUGCACCCCGAAGAUUCGAUGCGUAGGGGUGAGGGAAAUGAUAUAGCUACUAUCUUAAGGAAGGAGAGCUUUGGUGACAAUAGUACUGAAAACUUGACAGAAUCCUACAUUCCAAGUGACUACAAUGAAGCUAAGAUCAAAGUUGUUGGUGUUGGAGGUGGUGGCUCCAAUGCUGUCAACAGAAUGAUUCAGAGUUCUAUGAAGGGUGUGGAAUUCUGGAUUGUCAACACAGAUGUUCAAGCCAUGAGCAUGUCGCCUGUUUCCGCUGCAAACCGGCUACAGAUCGGGAAGGAUCUAACCAGGGGUCUUGGUGCUGGUGGGAAUCCUGAAAUUGGUACGAGUGCUGCAAAUGAAAGCAAAGCGGCUAUAGAGGAGGCAGUUUCUGGUGCUGACAUGGUGUUUGUGACGGCUGGCAUGGGUGGAGGAACUGGUACAGGUGGGGCUCCAGUAAUGGCAGGAAUUGCAAAGUCAAUGGGUAUUUUAACCGUUGGUAUUGUCACGACCCCAUUCUCUUUUGAGGGACGAAGGCGUGCUAUUCAAGCUCAGGAAGGAAUUGCGGCGCUUAGAGACAAUGUUGACACACUGAUUGUAAUUCCAAACGACAAGUUGUUGACUGCCGUUUCACAAUCUACUCCAGUAACUGAAGCAUUUAAUUUGGCUGAUGAUAUUCUUCGACAAGGUGUCCGUGGUAUCUCUGACAUAAUAACGGUCCCAGGUUUGGUUAAUGUUGAUUUUGCAGAUGUGCGAGCUAUCAUGGAAAAUGCGGGGUCAUCUCUUAUGGGCAUAGGAACUGCAACUGGAAAGACAAGAGCAAGAGAUGCUGCACUGAAUGCCGUUCAAUCACCUUUACUAGAUAUUGGCAUUGAAAGAGCUACUGGGAUAGUCUGGAACAUAACUGGUGGAAGCGAUCUAACUCUGUUUGAGGUAAAUGCUGCGGCGGAGGUUAUAUAUGACCUUGUAGAUCCAAAUGCGAACUUAAUAUUUGGAGCAGUGAUAGAUCCAUCACUAAGUGGCCAAGUCAGCAUAACAUUGAUUGCCACUGGAUUUAAACGUCAAGAGGAAUCUGAAGGAAGGGGACGUGGAGACAGCAACGCUGGAGUAAAUAGGCGCUCAUCUUACACUGAAGGCGGCUCAGUGCAAAUCCCCGAAUUCCUAAGAAAGAAAGGCCGUUCUCGGUAACCCCAGAUUGACACUCUCCUCUGUAAUAUACAUAAAUUCGCUCUCCUUCCGAGCUUGACAUAUCAGGGAUCGACAUUGCUCCUUCCAAUUCUGUUAGAGAUGCAAUUUUUCGAUCUUCUAGUUUUUUUUUUUUUUUGCCAACUCCCAGUUUAUGUAGCAAAUAAAUGCAGUCCUCCCAUUUGUUUUCGGAGGAAAGUUUCCACUUUGGUAUCCUUAGUGAUGUGUAUAACUGUGUUUCUUGAUUAUAGUCCGUAAUGCAUUUGGGAAUGCUACUUGGGCCAA